UAACUAAUUUUUAAAAAUAGAUUUGUAACACUUUAUAUAAAUUAGUUAACUCAAAAUUUAACAGUCGCGCGAAAUUCGUCAGUUAUGGGGGUGGAUUUUAAGAUUGAUAUUUUGCUGCUUUUUCUAUGUGAGUUCAGCAUUAUUCAAUCAGUAACAGUACCCUUAACAUGCUGGAAUACUAAAUCAUCAUAUCCAGAAUCAGAGUUAGUAUCUUCAUUAUUGAAAAAUGAAAAUCCUGACUUAUUUUCAUUGAUUAAAACAAAAAAAGACACCAAUAAAUUUGAAAUCGAUAACAUACGAAAAAGAUUACAAGGCAAUGGCAAUUCCCAAAAGCCUCAAAAAAUGAAAACCCCAGAUCCAUCAUCAUGGACCAGAAGAAAUCUAGAUGUCGAUACAACCAAACCUCCUGAUCCUAUUAGAAGUUCUACACAAGAAAAUAAUUUUAACCUAGAUCUACUGAAAUAUGAGCAUUUUGAUCCAACAGCUAGAUCCAAGGACAUGCGCUUAAUAGAAAUUGAUAAUACUCCUAAAACUUUUACAGAAGGAUCUCACCUUAAGAAUGAACUACUGAGAUAUGGCAAAUGUAAAUUAAUAUCAUCUAAAACUGAAAGUGAUAUCAAGCCAUUCGAAGUUGAUUUUAGAAAUUUCAAUCAGGGAAAUAAUGAGCGGCUGUCAACCAUAAUUAAAGCUGAAGAAGAUCUUAAACAAUCUAAUGGCAUCAAAACUGUUUUACAAAAUCCUUUACAAGAGGUAUCAAAUCGAGUGCAAAACUCUGGAAUAAGAUUCCCUUCAAACGUAGUGCAAACAUCUCCAGCAUUUUUUACAUGUACUCAGCCUAAUUUACAAGCUGCUCAAUCGUGUUUAGUACAGAAUCCAAAACUAAAUGAUAAACUAUAUUUGCAAGAAUCCUCCUUACAAAUGAUGAAAGAAUUUGAUAAUUUUGCUUCGAAUAAUUUUCCUCCAUUGCCAAUGGAUUAUAAAGUUGUAAACAGAUUUGAAACUCCUGGGUUACAAUCUGUACACCUACUAUUUCCCUAGGAAUAUUAGAAGAUAAACAAAUAGUAGAACCGACUAUUCCUCUUAAAUCCCUUCCAAAUUGGGAAACUAUACAGAAAUUUGUAAAUGAUGCAUAUAAAGCUAAUAAAGAAGUCAUAACUCCAGUAAUGUCUCCAGCAAAUAUUGUAAAGGCAAAUUUCGCAAGUGCUCUACCAAUAACUGACGUUAAGGCUACACCACUUUCAGCUUUACCGAAUACGAUAUCAGAACAAAAUACAGAUGACAACGUUAUAAUACUUCCAAUACCAAUAACAAGUAUUCAUAACAGAGUAAUACCUAGUGAUCGGGUG
Maniola jurtina (meadow brown) is the source of this 1346-nucleotide messenger RNA. RefSeq lists its product as uncharacterized. The coding region runs from base 85 to 1038 and encodes 317 amino acids. The record is from RefSeq and is a predicted model, not a curated record. NCBI's taxonomy places the organism in Eukaryota, Metazoa, Arthropoda, Insecta, Lepidoptera, Nymphalidae. The transcript is spliced from 3 exons.